CUCUCUCCCCGUUUCUCUAUGAUUUGGCCUUUCGUUCGCUGGAAAUUAAAUGAUGGCAGGUCUGAAGUUCUAGCAAAAGAUUUAAUGUACAAAAGCAUUUUUAGAUAUUCAGCUGUACGGGCAUUACUGUUUUACCUCCUUGGCUUUAUUCAUCAGUUUUGGACAUGACAGCAUUUAAAAGGUUAAUGCCCAUUUUCAUGGCUGUUGGCUGUCUCAUUAGUCAUGGAACGACACAGCAACAAUGCUCAAAUGGGUUUGAGAUGGAGCGUGUGUCAGGCCAAUGCUUAGAUGUUGAUGAAUGCCGCACUAUUGCUGAGGCCUGUAGAGGAGACAUGGUGUGUGUCAACCAAAAUGGCGGCUAUUUAUGCAUUCCACGAACAAAUCCUAUCCAGCGAUCCCCAUAUAUGAAUCCUUACAUACCUAGUGUGUACCCACCGCCUCCAGUCCCAGCUCCUGCUCCAAAUUAUCCUACUGUUGGAAGAGUGCCUCCCAUUUGUCGGUUUGGGUAUCGAAUGAAUGAAAACAACCAGUGUGUAGAUGUCGAUGAAUGCGCAACUGAAUCACAUCAGUGCAACCCUACCCAAAUCUGCAUCAACACUGAAGGAGGAUAUACUUGUUCCUGCACUGAAGGAUAUUGGCUUUUAGAAGGCCAAUGCUUAGAUAUAGAUGAAUGUCGCUAUGGAUACUGUCAUCAGCUAUGUGCCAAUGUACCUGGCUCCUAUUCCUGUACCUGCAACCCAGGAUUUGUACUGAAUGAAGAUGGAAGAUCGUGUCAAGAUGUGAAUGAAUGUACAACUAACAACCCUUGUGUACAAAACUGUAUCAACACCUAUGGCUCAUUCCUUUGUCGUUGUGAUCCUGGCUAUGAAUUGGAAACCGAUGGCAUUAGCUGUACUGAUAUGGAUGAAUGCAGCUUCUCAGAAUUUCUCUGCCAGCAUGAAUGUGUUAAUCAGCCAGGUAGCUACUACUGUUUCUGCCCGUCUGGCUACGUUCUUGUUGAGGACACUCGUUGUCAGGAUGUUAAUGAAUGUGAGGUUGGGAAUCACACUUGUAACGUGCAGCAAACAUGUUUUAAUUUCCAAGGAGGAUUCAAAUGCCUAGACCCAGUAAGAUGCGAGGAUCCUUAUAUCCGGAUCAAUGAAAAUCAUUGUAUAUGUCCAACUGAAAACCCUAGCUGUAGAGACCAGCCAUUCACCAUCUUGUACAGAGACAUGGAUGUAUCAGGACGUACUGUGCCCUCCGAUGUAUUUCAGAUGCAAGCAACCUCUCGCUAUCCUGGGGCUUACUACAUCUUUCAGAUUAAAUCAGGAAAUGAAGGCAGAGAAUUCUAUAUGCGGCAAACUGGACCUAUCAGUGCCACGCUUGUGAUGACUCGUCCUCUGAAGGGGCCACGUGACAUUGUGUUGGACCUGGAGAUGGUCACUGUUAACACUGUCAUCAAUUUCAGAGGAAGUUCUGUCAUUCGACUGAGGAUUUAUGUAUCACAAUAUCCAUUCUAAACCUAGACUGGCAUUGCUUUCUUUAAAACUACCACAGCAACAGCUGAAAAAGGACCCUUUUCUGCCCAAACUUUUUUUUCUCAGAAGUCAAUUCUUCUAACAAUUCAACUUGAAAUUAAUAUUCAAACAUGUCACAAUGGUUCAUGUUACAAUAACUGGACAGUACUUCUUGUGGUUUAAAGGCACUUGAGCUUUGAAUUAUCAUUGGAUUCCAUAGAGUUAUUUUAUUUUAUUUUAUUUUGCUCAUGAGUGUUUAGAUACUUUGGUCUUGCUUUCCAAACUUUUUCUAAAGUGUGAUUAAAAGCUUUAAAAACUGUGAAGAUUUUCACUGUAAUGGCAAUGCUGUUUAGCCAAAACACUAGAGAAACUGGGGAAAGUUGGCUUCUACUGUUGUUUUCUAAAAACGAAAGAAAAAUGAGUAAAAAAUGCUUGUGGGACCAGGAAAGCAUCAGCUACUCUCUCAAAAAAAAAAUAAUUAUGGAAUAAUCUUACAUUCCGAACCCUGGGUCUGAUUCAGGGAGAAUAAUUCCUUAUUGGUUUUGUUUUAUACUUUCCCCCUUUAUUUCCAGGCCAGGGAAUUGACUGCCUGGAGAUCUUAACUAGAAUCCAAACCAACCACAGCUAUAACACUUGCUUAAGAGAACUUUGCACUUAUACUUCUUGAAUAUACCCAUUUACACUCUAGGCAACCUGUUCUUAAAAUAGACAUAAUUUUCAAAAACAGCUUUUUGAAACAACAUAGAUGGCAUGUCAAACUUAAUGCUCAACUUUAAAAUAUUUUUUUAAAAAGUCAUUUCAGGCACAAGAAAACAGGCACACAUAAAAUAAUUAUUUGGAUAUGGCCAUUACGGAUAGUAUGAUGUAAUUUAAUGACAUACUUUAAAAUAUUUACUCAAAAAGAGGCCAUUAUCUUUUCAUUAUCUAUUCCAGACCCAUUUCCUUAAUAGUCACAAAGCAGCCUACUGCUGUGUAAUGAUAGUUCAAUAUGAAAUCAGCAGAAAAAAAUCCACACAUAUAGGUCAUUUUAGCAACUCUAACAGAACCAUUUUUAUUCUUAGUUUUAUUAUGCUUAUUUUAUAUUACUCUUUUUUUCUGCAUAGGAAAAACAUGCAUCUGCAAUUCAAGAAAUACCCAGGCUAGUAAUUAGGAUGGCUCAAUAACAGAGUAUAUAAGUUCCUAGCUUAGUUCCCAGUGUUUCCAGUUAAAGACCUCAGGAAGCAGAAUGGGAAUAUCUAAUGCCUUAAAGAACUGUAACAAGUAACCGCAUCCAUUAAAUUGGCUAGUGGUUUGACCUUGAAAAAGGUAGCUUUUUCUGCAUAUUAAAAAACUAGAUGUACUGUAUUCAGUGAUAUAUGUUCUAAAUACAGAUAGUCCUUGAUUAACAACCACUCGUUCAGCAACAAUUUUAAGUUAUGAAAGUUCUGAAUGAGGCAAAUUACAGUUGAUCCUCAAAGUUGCAGCUGUCGUGGCAUCUCUGGGGGUGACAGUAUCACACUUUGGGUGUUUGGCCUGGGAGUACAGUGGUUAGAA
Protobothrops mucrosquamatus (brown spotted pit viper) is the source of this 3029-nucleotide messenger RNA. It is a transcript of the gene FBLN5, whose product is annotated as fibulin 5. Bases 165 to 1499 code for a protein of 444 amino acids. Lineage: Eukaryota; Metazoa; Chordata; Lepidosauria; Squamata; Viperidae. The record is from RefSeq and is a predicted model, not a curated record. The transcript is spliced from 11 exons. Gene Ontology annotation, molecular function: calcium ion binding.